Molecule: messenger RNA, 2952 nt
Organism: Cheilinus undulatus (humphead wrasse)
Lineage: Eukaryota; Metazoa; Chordata; Actinopteri; Labriformes; Labridae
Gene: tpd52l1
Product: tpd52 like 1
Exons: 10
Coding region: 57-956 (299 amino acids)
Biological process (GO): positive regulation of apoptotic signaling pathway; positive regulation of MAP kinase activity
Cellular component (GO): cytoplasm
Source: RefSeq, a predicted model, not a curated record
AGCUGCGCGUGCUGUCUCUGGAGAUUGUUUUGGGGAAGUUCACCUGGCUGUUGCUGAUGGAGACCAGACAACAAGAAUUGUACUCUAGUGUUCUGGGUGAAACAGUUUUGGACUGGGGCAGCGGAGAGGAAUGGGUUAACUCAUCCACACAUGAGAGAGAGCAUGACUCUGAUAAAAAGAAGUCAAAUGGUGAAGAUUUGGCUGCAGUGGCCCAAAAUGGGACAAAUGUGGCAGGAUGCAGUAAAACUCUCCCAGGAGAUGAUCCCAGGGGUCAGACAUCAAAGUCCCAGUCUGACAGCUGUGUCAUGUCCACCACUUGGGACAUGCAACUGGACCGCAGAGAGAGAGGACGUCUCAGAGCAGGUUAUCGGGACUCUGAGCCCCUAAGAGAGGCUGAUGAAGAUUUGGUGUCUGAAGUCAACUUAAACAACACAAUCAUGACAGAAGAGGAGAGACAGGAGAUUCAGCAAGAAUUAACCAAAUUGGAAGAGGAGAUCAGCACGCUGAAGCAGGUUUUGUCAUCCAAAGAGAAGCAGCAUGCAGAUCUCAAACAGAAACUGGGCCUCAACCCGCUGAGUGAGCUCAAGAACAACUUCAGCAGAGGCUGGCAUGACAUGCAGUCCUCAACGGCCUAUAAGAAGACGUCAGAGACUCUGUCCACAGCAGGUCAGAAAACUUCAGCAGCCUUCAGCACACUCGGCUGCGCCAUCACCAAGAAGUUUGGAGACAUGAGCUACUCUAUCAGACACUCUAUGAGCAUGCCCGCCAUGAGAAAUUCUCCCAGCUUCAAGUCUUUUGAAGAGAAAGUUGAGAGCACUGUGUCCACUAUCAAGACAAAGGUCAGUGGUCCAGAGACCGGCGGCAGCUUUGAGGACGUCCUCUCUUCUGCAGCGAACGCCAGCUCCCAGGACACACCCAGCAGCCCCACGACGGACAGCACCGAGAAGACGUGUUAGAGCAGCAGCUGUAGCAUGAGGCGGGACUUAAACCAAGAACUCUGGUCACUGCUGGAUCACAGCACAUAUCAAAACAAGGCUCAUACUGAUAACCUACUUUUAUUGGAUCACAUAAGAGUCUCCCUUCAUACAGCAAAAAGCACUAAUACAACAUAAUAGAUAAUGUACGUCAUUCACUCCAAAUCUGUAAAGUUUCAACCCUUUUUAAUAUGAACAAGUAACAACAAAAAUCUCUGUUCACUCCAAAGCAUUUUCAAUAACACAGAUAUGGUAUGUCAUAUAAAAGAAAAGGAGAGAAGAAGGUCAAGCUUUUGUCAAAAUUGUAUGAAAUUAAUGAAGUCAGCUAUGGGCCUGAAAAAAAAAACUCAGCUGCUUUAAUUCCUCCAACUUCAAACAAAAGGCUAUGACGCUAACAAAUGUGAAAGUAGACAUGUCUCACUUUCAUCACAUCUAGACUAAAUACCAAAAAAGAUCACAAAAUGUUUUGGUUAUUUUUUAGACCGUUAAAGAUGUUUCAAUGAUGUUCUUCUUUUUCCUAAAAUGUUUUUAAAAAGUGCUGAAAAGCAAAGUAGUAGUCUUGGGUAAAACUGUAAACUUGUAGAAUUCACACUAAGAGGCUCUUCUGGCAUCUUAAGCUUCCUUUGUGGGCUAACUUUGCUGUAAUACUUGUACUAAAUACUGUUUUUGAGACACAUAUGCAAAUAUACUGUACACAUUUUUGAUGCUGGAAGUUUGGGAUGAAUUGCUUUAUCAGGGGCAGCACUCGCUUGUUGCUGCAUGGGCAAAUGGGCAAAUACAGGGUUUUUGUAUAAAUGUAACAACAGAGUAGCAUUAACCUGUCUAUCAUGACAGGGUAGAAAGAGGAAGUCACAGACUGUGAUUGAGCACAUGAGACAAUCAUGAAUGAAGUUAAUUAAAAACACUGAAACAGCUCAACAAAAAAGGCCAAGAAGUCAUUUCUUAAAGUCACCUGUUCUAAUUAUUAGGAGUCAAUAUUGACAGAAAAUCUUCAACUGAUGUAUGCAAAGUAUGAAGCAUUUCUGUGACACCAUACUGUGGCUGCAGCACGGCUGUAAAUCAAUUCUUAGUGUAGCAAGAUCCGCUUUUUCAGUUUCCUUUCAGAACCAAACCAUUAAUCUUGAAUAGAAAGGAUGGAAACCAUUUAGCACCUCUAUAUAAAAACAACUGUACAUUUUUAACUUUCCAAAGCCUCUGAUGCAAACAUCUGCCAUGAAACUGUCACUCUGAUCCUAAUCUACAAUCUUUUAUUGUGUUUUAAUUUCUCAUUUUUGUCUUUGUUGUGUUAAAGAUUAUGUCUUUGCUGUGGUUUGACAAGAUGCCCUUCAUCAUUUCAUGUUCUGCCGCCCAUUCAGGAAGUGUAUUUAUUCAGUACUAAAAGACAGAUCUAAUGCAGUAACAACUGUUCGGUCCAUAUUUGUCAUGUACAUUUAACGUCAGUAGAUUUUUUUUUUUGAAGAUAAAUGUUACAUCGAGUUAAAAAAAACGUGUUUAAAAAAUCUGUAUUAACUGAAAACAUACAGUUCUAGAUAACUGUGCUCAUGGCUGAUGUAUGAAUAUUAAAGAAUUUCAAUCAACUCCAACAAGACAAAUUAUUGAUUGUAGAAGAAACAAUGAACGGAUAUGGUAAAACUGAAGUAAUACAACCCACAAGAGCAACAGUAUAUGUAUUUGUUUUUGAACUUUUUCAGCAACACUGACAACCUGAUUUUGACUACAAUAAAAUAAAAAUACAUUAAUAACAUAUUUUGAAGACUGUAAAAUCAUACUGCAUCAGAGUAAAACACUACAAACUUUUCUGAACAGUCAGUACAAAGUGACUUGAAAAGUGUUAUAAAAUGUCUUUGUCCAAGGAUUUCAGCCUGUUUAUGUCAAGAAAAUGUAGCAGUUAAAAAUUAAAAACAGUCAAGAAUUAAAGGGGCAGAUUUCAACCACCUGUGAGCAGCCAGUGUGAGCCAAAAAUACUCUAGCCUCAUUU